AAAAAAAACAAUUGAAGUAAUGUUUUGAUUUUGUUUCUUUUCUUUCUUCUUAAUUUCAGGAAAUAUCGGCACGGUUAAAACACGUAUUUUAGGUUUGAAUUUAAUUUAAACUUGUCGAAUGAAAACAUGGCCACGUCGUACUUCUUUUUGAAAAUUCUGCGAAGAAAACGACAGAAAAAACGUAUUCAAAAACGUGAAACUGAAGUAGACCUAAACAAUUUUUUAGACUCCACGAACUCCACUAAAAUAACAUGCAGAAUAUGUUUGAAGGAUGGUUCUGUGCCUAUUUACGCUAAGGACAGUGCAGCAGAUUUAUCAGAAGCAGUAAGAUCUUUUGGAGACAUCGAAUUAAGCGAAGGUGACGAGUAUCCGAAAUACUUAUGCAACGCCUGCCACUCUCUUCUACAAGGUGCAAUUUUAUUCCGAAAGUCGGCUAAAGAAACUGAAGCAAUACUUCUAAAUCAAGCUCCUAUUCAAGCUGACCCUACAGUCGAAUUAGAACCAGAAACAUUCAGUGAAACUGAUAACAAUGACUAUUCUGAAUCUACAACAAAAAAACUUACAUCUUACAAAUGUAAAGUUUGCAAGUUAAACUUCGAUUCCCACAAGGAAUAUCUGGCUCAUAAAAGUUCCAAGCAACACAGAAAUGUGCGAAUCCAAUGCCCAAUUUGUUUUGGAUUACUGACACCUCAGCUUUACAAGAAGCAUUUAACAAGACAUGAGUCAGCUUCACACCUGAUUUGUGAUGUGUGUGGAAAGUUGUAUCGAAAAGACAAUCUUGUCAGGCACAUGCAGCUGCAUAGCUUUGAACUGCCAUACCAGUGCCAAAUAUGUCCAUACAGGGGACGAUUCAUGGAAUCCCUAAAAAUUCAUAUGAGAACUCAUACUGGGGACAAGCCAUUUUCGUGUGAUAAGUGCCACUUACGGUUUCUGACCAGGAGCAAUUUGAAUAGGCAUUUGCUGACCCAUAAAAAAGAUAGACCAUUCAAAUGUGUGGAGUGCCGGAGGGGUUUUUAUACACAGAAAGAUAUGGAUGUCCAUUUUAAGUCUGAUCAUGCAGGCAUCAAAGACUUUGGCUGCAGGAUGUGUGGUAACAAAUAUGGCACAAGAAAAGCUUUUAUGAGACAUGAACUCAGGGUUCACAAAAGAGAUAAAAUGGCCAAGGGGCGCAUGCCUCUUUACCUACAAACAGAAUACAGAAAAGAAUAGACAUUGAAAAUAACAAUGAUUUUGUAAAGUAAUUUUAAUGUGAUUCAAAUACACUGCAAUCCAUAAAUGUAUAUCUGUUCUAAGAAAUAGUUAUAAAUAAAUUAUUUAUUUAAGUAUGUAAUUUACAUAAUCAUUUAUUUUUAUGGACUUGAAUAUAGAUAAUAAAAAUGAAUAAAUAUCACAACUUGGAUUAUUCUUUGGUAAAUAUUAAGUUUAUGUAUUUAUGUUGCAUGUUCAAUAAUAUUAAGUAAGUAUUAUAAAAAUUGCAUAUCUAUAAUAGUAAAGCACAACAAUUUUAACAUUUCAAACAUCAAACUUGGUAUCAAUAAGAUCUUCUACAAUACAAUGGAAGAUUUACUUUGAUAAUAAACACUAUACAUAUCUAUAAAAGGCCACAUUAUCACUUUUGUUACAUAUAGGGCUGAAUUUAUGGUCUUAAUAAUAAUAAGUGGGAAAUAUACUCUUUCCAAAACAUUAAAGUACAUUAGUU
This is a messenger RNA of Ostrinia furnacalis (Asian corn borer), 1699 nucleotides long. Its product is annotated as gastrula zinc finger protein XlCGF17.1. The coding region runs from base 127 to 1209 and encodes 360 amino acids. Gene Ontology annotation, biological process: regulation of transcription by RNA polymerase II. Lineage: Eukaryota; Metazoa; Arthropoda; Insecta; Lepidoptera; Crambidae. Gene Ontology annotation, cellular component: nucleus. The record is from RefSeq and is a predicted model, not a curated record. Gene Ontology annotation, molecular function: RNA polymerase II cis-regulatory region sequence-specific DNA binding; DNA-binding transcription factor activity, RNA polymerase II-specific; zinc ion binding. The transcript has a single exon.